Molecule: messenger RNA, 859 nt
Organism: Oppia nitens
Lineage: Eukaryota; Metazoa; Arthropoda; Arachnida; Sarcoptiformes; Oppiidae
Gene: Hsc20
Product: co-chaperone protein HscB homolog
Exons: 5
Coding region: 104-859 (251 amino acids)
Biological process (GO): protein complex oligomerization; [2Fe-2S] cluster assembly
Cellular component (GO): mitochondrion
Molecular function (GO): ATPase activator activity; protein-folding chaperone binding
Source: RefSeq, a predicted model, not a curated record
AUUAUAUGUGUUAUGUAUAUGCAGUACAAUAUAGUAUAGUAUAGUACAGUAUAGUACAGUGUGUAUGUGUAUAAACUGUAUGUAUUAAUAUUUAUUGUACAUAAUGUAUAUGUGUAUGUAUAUGAUGGCCAAAUACAAUUUUGUCAAAAUCAAUACAUUUUCAUACCAUCGAUGGCGAAUCGUCCGCACACUUGUAUGCAAUCAAUUGAGACUACUUUCAUGUGAUGGACAACUGGUCCGCAAUAAUAAUUGUUGGAAAUGUGGACAACAAUUGAUCUCAAAUGUGAUGCUUUUGUGCCACAAUUGCCAUUCAAUACAAGCUAUUGAAGAAAAUGUCAAUUAUUUUAAUUUGUUUGACCAAAACAUAUCGUUUAAUAUUAAUUUGAUUGACUUGAGUAAGACAUAUAAAAGUCUUCAGAUGACAACACAUCCCGACAAAUACGUAAAGGCAUCACAAACUGAACACAUCUAUUCAAUGGACAAUUCGUCACUUAUUAAUAAAGCUUACAAAACCCUUCGGGAACCGUAUGAAAGGGGACUCUAUUUGGUGAAGUUGUCUGACAAUCAUAUUAGUGAAAGCCACACUCACAUGGAUUCACAAUUUUUAACGGAUAUUAUGAAAAUUAAUGAAGACAUCGAUGAAAAUGUAAAUUCAAAAAACAAAUUAUUAGAAAUCUUAAAGACAAAUGAAAAUAAUAUGAAUGAUGUUAUUAAAGAAAUAUCACUUGCUUUUAGUAAUAUAAUGUUAACUAACUUGCGGUGCAUUGAAUUCUCUGACCAAAGCGUAAGUAAAGCUAUAUUUCUGAACGCAUCCAAACCUCGCAAUCAACCGAUUCUUUGGAUACAUUUGUGUGAAUAG